This is a messenger RNA of Trichomycterus rosablanca, 1403 nucleotides long. Its product is annotated as E3 ubiquitin-protein ligase DTX3L-like. The record is from RefSeq and is a predicted model, not a curated record. The transcript has 4 exons. Lineage: Eukaryota; Metazoa; Chordata; Actinopteri; Siluriformes; Trichomycteridae. Gene Ontology annotation, cellular component: nucleoplasm. Gene Ontology annotation, molecular function: metal ion binding; ubiquitin protein ligase activity. Gene Ontology annotation, biological process: protein ubiquitination; Notch signaling pathway. Bases 1 to 783 code for a protein of 260 amino acids.
AUGGUCGUGACUGCUGUAAUGGAUCUAGAGAAACUUCCACUGACAACUCAAACUGAGCUCCUAAAGAGGUUCUGGAAGUACCAGGUGGACAAUUAUUUAUCAGUUACUGGAUCUUUCGACACCAUCGACAAGUUCUACAAGGGCGUCUGUGGAAUUGUACAAGCAGGUACUCCAGGGAGGAGGUCCUUUGAGAAUGAGACCUCUUUCAGAAAAAGCAAGACAGAUGAAGAGGACAACUGUCCCAUCUGCUUGGACUCGUUCACUGACCAGACGAAGCUGAAAUGUGGUCACGGCUUUUGCAAGGAGUGUCUGGAGAAUUCGGUGAAGAGCAUCGGGAAAACCUGCCCACUGUGUAAGAAAGUCUUUGGAACCCUGAUAGGAAACCAACCUCGUGGAACAAUGAACGUCAAGCACUGUAAAUACAACAGCCUUCCUGGUUACUCUAACUGCGGCGUGAUUGAGAUUAAUUACAACAUCCCAGGUGGAACCCAGACGCAUGAACAUCCAAACCCUGGGAGAACUUAUCAUGGAACCAGUCGCACAGCGUACUUACCUGAUAACCCAGAAGGGAAUCACGUCCUCGAUCUGCUGAGGAGAGCGUUCGAUCAAAGACUCAUCUUCACCGUCGGAACCUCCAGAACUUCUGGAAUGAACGAUGCAGUUAUCUGGAACGAAGUUUAUCACAAGACGAACACGCAUGGCGGCUCUCAGAAUUUCGGCUACCCGGACCCGGAGUACCUGAAGAGAGUGAAGGAGGAGCUGAAGGCCAAAGGAAUCGAGUGAGGAGAGAAAAGACGGAAUUCAGACUGUAACUGUGGGGAAACGGUUCUGAAAAAUGAAUGAAGUGUCCAGAAAUAUAUGAAAAUAACGAUGAUAAACUGAAAUAUAAACAGUUGAUUAGUCAGUUUUUAUUUGAGUGACGGUGUUUCAAGAUUAAUGAAGUCUAUAUGGUCAAAAGUAUUUGGACACAUGAGCACAAGCUUGUUGGAUGUUACACCUGUUAGCAACUAGUGGCUAAAACACAUGAAUUAAAUAACUGAAAGGGCGUCCACAUACUUUUGCCUAUAUAGUGUAUAUGGAUUAAUAAUAAAUGUAUCAGAUGUUUUUAUUUUGUUUAUAAUAAACAUGAUUUAGCAGGUAAAGAUUUCCAGCAAAUAAAUAAAACAUGAUUUUAAUCUCAGAGCCACGACUGAGUCUUCAAACACUCAACACAUACACACACACCUACUAUACACACUAUACACACACACUAUACACACACACACUCUCACCACACACACAGUCUCUCUCACACACACACUAAACUAAGUUGAAAGAAUUGAAUCUAAUAAAUUGAAUCUGAGGAAAUAGAAAUAAUAAUAAUAUAAUAAAAUGUAAUAAUAAAAACUGAAAGAUUUAAACUG